Messenger RNA from Nomia melanderi (Alkali bee), 3243 nucleotides. It is a transcript of the gene Mtr4, whose product is annotated as exosome RNA helicase Mtr4. NCBI's taxonomy places the organism in Eukaryota, Metazoa, Arthropoda, Insecta, Hymenoptera, Halictidae. Gene Ontology annotation, molecular function: RNA binding; RNA helicase activity; ATP binding. The record is from RefSeq and is a predicted model, not a curated record. Gene Ontology annotation, biological process: RNA catabolic process; maturation of 5.8S rRNA. Gene Ontology annotation, cellular component: nucleus.
AUCGACGGGGAUUCGAUAUAUAUCGAGUUGGAUGUUCGAUGAUCGAUGUCAAACAUCGAAGGUGUAAACAGUGUUCUUUACGUGGUGCGUUUCGGACGUUGCCUAGAAUUGUAAAUAAAGUUUUCUCGUUAUAAUGGCCAAUUUCACUGACGAUUUGUUCGACGUUUUCGAAGAGACGGAAGAAGUGAUAGAAGUGAUACCGACACCAGUGAAACAGAAUGAUGUAAAAACGGCUUUAAAUGAAAAGACAGUAGAGACAGAAAGCAGUUCGAAACGUGGACUUGAUUCAGGCGAAGGUGGCUCUGCUGAAAUAAUUGCGAAAAAAUUCAGGCCAGAUCCUGUUUUGGAGGAUUUAAACAUAGAAGAAUUAGCUUCACGCAUCAAAAUACAUAGUAUAGAGACAAUCGAGUCUUGCACACACGAAGUUGCUGUUCCACCGGAUUAUGAAUAUAUACCACUGGAAAGUAAACAAGGGAAAUCAGCGAAAGAAUAUAAAUUUGUACUAGAUCCCUUCCAGAAAGAAGCAAUAUUGUGUAUAGAAAACAAUCAGUCUGUUUUAGUUUCUGCACAUACAUCAGCUGGUAAAACUGUUGUCGCAGAAUACGCCAUAGCUUGUUCGUUAAGAGACAAACAAAGAGUAAUCUAUACUACUCCUAUAAAGGCACUGAGUAAUCAGAAGUACAGAGAAUUCUUUGAGGAGUUCAAAGAUGUUGGUUUGGUAACCGGUGAUGUUACCAUCAAUCCGACGGCCAGCGUUUUGAUUAUGACUACCGAAAUUUUAAGAAACAUGCUUUACAGAGGAUCCGAGGUAAUGCGUGAAGUCGGAUGGGUAAUCUUCGAUGAAAUCCAUUAUAUGCGUGAUAAAGAAAGAGGCGUUGUAUGGGAAGAAACGUUAAUAUUGUUACCAGACAAUGUGCAUUACGUAUUUCUUUCUGCUACUAUACCCAACGCGCGACAAUUCGUGGAAUGGGUUGCACAUUUGCACAAACAACCAUGCCAUGUUGUUUACACAGACUACAGACCAACACCGUUACAACAUUAUAUAUUCCCCGUUGGCGGGGAUGGAAUUCACUUGGUUGUAGACGAAACCGGCCAAUUUAAAGAGGAAAAUUUUAAUAGAGCGAUGGCAUGCUUGCAACACGGCGAUGCAGCUAAAGGUGACACAAAAGGUCGUAAAGGAGGUAUGCGAGCAUCAAAUGCUGGACAGACAAAUAUUUUUAAGAUGGUGAAAAUGAUUAUGGAAAGAAAUUUCGCGCCUGUAAUUAUAUUCAGCUUCUCAAAGAAGGACUGUGAGAUUUAUGCGAUGCAAAUGGCUAAAUUAGAUUUGAAUACGGUAGAAGAAAAGAAAUUAGUUGACGAAGUGUUCAAUAAUGCCAUGGAUGUUCUGAACGAAGAGGACAGGCGUUUGCCACAAGUUGAAAAUGUUUUACCACUUCUAAGACGUGGAAUAGGAAUUCAUCAUGGUGGACUUUUGCCUAUUCUAAAAGAAACUGUGGAAAUAUUAUUUGGUGAAGGAUUAAUAAAAGCGCUUUUCGCAACAGAAACUUUUGCGAUGGGAUUGAACAUGCCAGCGCGAACAGUAUUAUUUACCGCAUCGCGAAAAUUCGACGGUAAAGAUUUCCGAUGGAUUACUUCUGGUGAAUACAUACAAAUGUCUGGUCGAGCGGGUAGAAGAGGGCUAGACGAAAAGGGAAUAGUAAUACUAAUGAUCGAUGAACAAGUUAGUCCAGUUAUUGGUAAAGCGAUUGUGCAAGGAAAAGCAGACCCUAUUAACUCAGCAUUUCAUUUAACUUACAACAUGGUUCUAAAUCUCCUAAGAGUCGAAGAAAUUAAUCCAGAAUACAUGCUUGAAAGGAGCUUUUAUCAAUUUCAGAAUCAAGCCUCUAUCCCUGAUUUAUACAAUAAGGUAAAGGAAUUACAAGCAGCAUAUAACGCAGUGAAUAUUGAAAAGUAUAGUCAAAUAUCGUCUUACCAUGACAUACGUGAACAACUUGAACGUCUUACUACUAAUUUUCGAUCUUACUUGACAAAACCAGAGUAUUUACUACCUUUCCUUCAACCUGGAAGGCUAGUGAAAGUUAAAAAUGAAAAUGAAAUGUUCGACUGGGGUAUUAUAGUAAAUUUCAAGAAGAAGAACCCAAAGAAUCCAACAGGAAAGGAAAAUACAGUUAUUAUCAUUGAUAUUUUACUUCACAUUUCCAAAGAUUCUAGCGAAGGGUGUCCGGUACCUUGUCGCAAAGGGGAAGAAGGUGAAGUGGAAGUGGUCCCUGUAUUGCACACAUUAAUUUCCCAAAUAAGUUCCCUUAGAUUGUAUUAUCCAAAAGAUUUAAGACCAUCGGACAACAGGAAAAGUGUGUUGAAAACGAUACAAGAAGUAAAGAAAAGAUUUCCCAAUGGACCACCACUUCUGAAUCCUAUUACAGACAUGCGAAUAGAAGAUGAAGGAUUUAAGGAUAUCGUUAAAAAAAUUGAAGUACUCGAAGAGAGAUUGUAUGCACAUUCUCUACAUAAGGACCCCAAUGUAAAUACGCUAUACGAACAAUUUUUGAACAAAGAGGAUUUGGGCAAUCGAUUAAAGCAAGCCAAAACAGAAUUGAAAAAAGCCAAAUCGAUACUUCAAAUGGAUGAGUUGAAAUGUAGAAAAAGGGUACUGCGAAGAUUAGCAUAUUGCACAGUGUCUGAUGUUAUAGAAUUAAAGGGUCGUGUGGCCUGUGAACUUAACGGUGCCGACGAAUUGUUGAUGACAGAAAUGAUCUUCAAUGGUUUAUUCAAUUCGUUGAGCGUGCCACAAAUGACAGCAUUAAUCAGUUGUUUCGUUUGUGACGAUAAAUCGAACGAAAUGCCCAAGUCUACCGAGGAGUUAAGUGGUCCGCUUAGACAAAUGCAAGAUUUAGCUCGAAGAAUAGCGAAGGUAUCUACAGAAGCCAAUUUGGAACUAGACGAGGAUGCAUACGUGGAAAGGUUUAAACCCUAUCUCAUGGAUGUAGUGUAUACUUGGUGUAAAGGAGCUUCAUUUUUACAAAUUUGUAAAAUGACAGAUAUAUUUGAAGGUUCAAUUAUACGAUGUAUGCGUCGUUUAGAGGAAGUUCUUAGGCAAUUGUGUCAAGCGGCGAAAAACAUUGGAAACACAGACUUAGAGAAUAAAUUUAGCGAAGCGAUUAAACUUAUAAAACGUGAUAUUGUCUUCGCCUCAUCUUUGUAUUUAUAAUAAAAAUUCUUAAAAAGAUGUGCUAUUAUUUAAAA